GUCUGUUGCAUUGUUCCUCUCAAACAAAACCUCCCUGCCAAAGCCCUGGAGUACUUGGCUCUGAAAGUGCCAGGCUGGUAGCAAAUUCCUGCUCAUUCGUCCUGUCCUGCCUCCUCCCAUAGCCCCAUAGCUUUCCUCUCUCCCCUGCUAUGAUGGGUGGGAGAAUGCAGGCAAGAUGGGGUGGUGCAUCCCCCUUGCAGCCUGUUUUUCACUGGCUUCACAUUAUCAGGUGGGCAAAAGUUCUGCUCUCCAGACCCAGUUUGCCUAGGGUCAGACUAGCAUAUGGCCUCGGAGCAGACGAGGGUAAACAGGCUUUCAGAAAUGGGACUGGCUGCUCAGCUUACGGGGAAUUGAAGCGCUAAGCUCUUCAUCAUACAGAAGGGUUUUUAACAAGUGCUGGAUUCAUUGGGAAGCUCCUCCUGCCUUAUCACUGCAGCCACAGGAGCAACUCAGAGAAUAGAAACGUACACUUAAAAAAUUGGCCUUCCAGGACAUGAACCAAAAGGAGAGCAGUUACAGACCCAGAGAAGGAAGCACUGGGGCUAUCGGGAGUUGCCAUGCUCCUUGGUGCAUGUGCAAAAUCACACUGCCAGGCAGCCGGGAGCAUUUGUCAGCUUUUUGGUCUAAUGCACCCAUUUCUGGCCCCUGGGUCAGGGGGGACACUGCAAUCCCAGCGCAGCCAAAGGCUGUACCUUGAGUUCCUGUUGCUGGAGGCUUUACCUGAAUUGCUGUGCAAUAUUGUUAAUGCUCUCUUUUUUUCUAGUCAACUUGCCCUGUACUCCUGCGCGUAUUCACUACUGCACUUUUCACUACCUUAGAGGAAAAUCAGGAGGGUUUCCCAAUCAGUAUUUCUGCUUAAGUUGGCUUGUAUUUUAUAAUAGGAGGCUUAAUAGGGAGGUAACAGAGGUAGGGAACAGUGAAGAGCCUCUCCUUUUCCUCCUCUCUGUCUCUGCAUCUAAGUUCUGAAAGGUCCCUCUAAGGCAUCCAUCUGCUCCUGGGAAACAACAGUCAAACACCUGUGUGCCAGAUGUAAACAGCUGCAUGGUAGGUGUCGUCUGUGAUCCAGCCGUAAUACAAACCAUGCUUAGGAAUGGUUACAAAUGGCUCCAUAAAAAAGACAAAAUGCAUAGCACAGGUAAGUAGCACCUCUUUGCUUAUUUCAUCUUUCCUUUUAUCUUAUUUGCUUUCAUAUCUAUGCCAUGGAGGAUGCUUUCGUGUGGUGGGAUGAAUAGCAGUUGAAUUUCAUUAAUCUGGCCUCAGUGUAUUAAAUCACUUAAGUAAAUGCUUAAGUCAUGUGCUCAGUCUAAACAUUUGUUUAACUGCUUACCUGAAUGGGGAUACUUUAGUGCUAUUACUUACCUUUGCUACCACUGGUGGCUAGCCUGGCAAGCUGGCUAGUUCUCUCUUUGAUAUUUAACUUGGUGCAUGUAAAAUUACCUAAUCUGAGAGUUUCUGGUACCAAAUCCCUUUAAAUACUGCAAUCCCUAGGCAGCACAGACUUCGCAAGGGCAUUGCAAAGUACCUUCUGAAGACCCCGCUGGGUAAGGGUAAUGUGCCUUUUGCCUUUGGGACAUCAGUGUUACAGGCUACGGCUGCCUUUUUCACCCCUCCAGGGCUGGCUUUUCACUACUUGCUUCCCAUUACAUUUUCCAUUUUUUAAUACUUUGGACUGAUAUCAGAAGCCCUUUUUUUUGUUGUUUAUUUUUAUUUAAAACUUGCAACUUCUUGCCUUGUCCAAAGACCACUGUUAGCAGCUGUAGGCAAUGCACUGACUGUUUUCCAACAGUCUGUGUGCCUCUGCUGACAACUUCAACAAACAUAUUGAAUUUCAAUCUGGAUCGUGAUAUUUUAUAAUCUCACAUUUUAUAAUCUCACAUUCCAGGCAGUUACAGUUUGAUUCUCCUGUCAUUAUGAGCUAUUCGUAUUUUUAGCAGGCUGCUGAAUAGUUCAUGCUGUGUCAGAUCAUGCUGGUUUCUCUCUAGUAGUUGCAUUAUAAUCCCCUAAGGAAACAUAUUCUGUAAAACAGGUUUGGCUCAGACUGGAUGUUAAAUCAAGGUUAUAAAAAAGCUUGCAUUUUCUUUUCUUAAUUUUCUUUCUUUCCAUUCCUCCCCUUCUUUUCUUUCCUUCUUUCCUUCUCUUUCUUCCUUUCUUUCCUUCUUCCUUCUCUUUCUUCCUUCCUUCCUCCCUCCAUCCCUGCCUGCCUCCCCUUCCUCCUUCCACCCACAUCUGGCACGUAUCUGUUUUCAUUUGCUAUAGGGUGGGAAUCCUCAAGAAAAAGAAAGCCUUGAGGCUGUUCUCACCUGGCAUCAAGCAAAGUUGCUGAAACGAACUUGUAGCCACAAGAAGCAGGAUCAAAAGAUGCUGCUCCUUAAUUGACAGGAAAGAGACUGACACUGAGCAAGUGUAGCCUGCUACGCAGGAGAUUUUUUGACGGAUUACAGUCCCAGCAAACUCCAACUCUAGAAGAAGAAUGACAGCUGGGAGACCUAAACCAGACUUUUCACCAUCCUGGAAAGGAACUGGCUGCUAGUAUUUGGAGGUUUUUUUUUAAUGCUCUACCUCCCUCUGCUGUUAUCAGUGAGAAGUUCCUCGACAAUGGGAAAUCAUGUACUUGCGGCUUCGAUUUCCAUGCUCUCGCUCCUGGCAAUGAUGGGAGAGUCGGACAGUAAAACAGACAGUUCUUUCAUGAUCGACUCUGACCCCACCCGCUGUAUGAGGCAUCACUACGUCGACUCCAUCAGCCACCCCCUGUACAAGUGUAGCUCGAAGAUGGUGCUGCUGGCUCGCUGCGAAGGGCGCUGCAGCCAGACGUCACGCUCGGAGCCGAUGGUGUCUUUCAGCACCGUCCUGAAGCAGCCUUUCCGCUCCACCUGCCACUGCUGCCGUCCCCAGACCUCCAAGCUGAAAGCCAUGCGGUUGCGAUGCUCGGGGGGCAUGCGGCUCACUGCCACCUACCGCUACAUCCUCUCCUGCCACUGUGAGGAAUGCAACUCCUAGGGACAUACCUGCCACAACAGAGGUGGGACUGGGAUGUUGCUGUGGGGGAAGGCUCCCAAGAAAUUACCUGAGGUGAGGCCGAUGCUCCUGGCGUACGAUUGCAGCGAGGACAGGACUAACCAGGCUGGAUUGGAUCUGAGAGCUAAGGCGUAAAAUAUCCUGGGGCCCUGGAUGGUGCUGGUACCGAAGUGUGGGCUGUGACAAAGGCGAAAGCAUGGAGACUUGUUUUUAAGAAGCCUUUCUUUUUUUCUGAAAGGAUUUUUUUUUUUGUGAGUUUCUUCUUUUUCAGGCUCAGCUCUGACUACAGAGAGGCGCUUUUACUUUAGGCCAAGGGCAGCAGGGGAAAAGAGAGGAAGGUCAGCUGGAUGACAGCACUGCUCUCUGGAAGUUGGCGUUUGGACAGACGAUGGGCAUUAGUUCCCAUGUACAACCUCUUAACCUAUCAAUUUAUUCUCAGUCUCCUAGUUAUAUUGGCCUUCAAAACAAACUGCGUUGUUGGAAAGGGUUAUCUGUCACUGAUCUAGCAGCCAAGCGCUGGAUAACUUUAACUGUGGUUUAGCAGAUAUUACAAAUAAAUAAUUGAAAAGUGAUAUGAAAUGUCACGCUGGGAUUACCCAGUCCUAGCCAGCUGAAAUUAUUAUUUGCAGCAUGCAGCGUCAGAGUUCAGUGGCUGAGCAACUCCUGAGAAGUGAAAGGUCACGAGACUCAUUAUUUGCCUCUAAAAGCCUGGAAAUGUGACACAUCACAUCUGUCACAAAAGUGACACUAAAAACUAAUCAAAGAUUAAAAUAACACAUACUAAAUGGAGUAUUUUCUUAAUUUGCGUAGACCUGUCGAUAUACAGAGCCAGAGCCACCAAAAUAAUGACCAAACUUAGGACUUGUUUUCAUCUGUAGCUCUUAGGACAUGGAGCAUCAUUUUGCCUUUUAAAGGGAGGCAAUCCCAAACACAAGUGAAUCACACUGACAUGUCCAUAGGAAGCUCAAGGCAGAGUUUGAGUCCCAAUAUUAUCCACUGGAGCACAAAGGCUGUGUUUUGAUUUACCUACUGAUCUGUUACCUGGGACCCUGGUUGACUCAUCAUCCAGCUUGACAGCUGCUCGGGGAAUGGCACAGCUCUUGGUUGAUCCAUAAGCCCAUGUGUCCUUUGUGCACACAGAGGGAUGUAGAAGGCUGUGGCCGGGUUAGCAGAAGUCCAAACCUCACCCAUAGGUGAAGCUGUGGGACAGCCAGGGCAUCAGAACUGCAGGGUCCUGCAGAGCAGGGUAGCCAGUGCUUCUCAGUAAGAAGCAAGUAAGGCCAGGAGAUGCUUACCACUGUAGGACCAUUGCAGAAAGAAAUGCCUUGAGGAGCUGAAUGAAUUGCAGCGAUUGAUGGAUGAAAGGACCUCAAAAUAACAAAGGAUCCCAAGCUUUGGAAUGGUAUUUGCAGAGAAACUCUGUCCCUCCUCCCUUAACAUGAGGUUUUAGGAAGGUGUAGACACAGUUACUUGUGACUGCAAGGCAACAAUAUAAUGUAUAGCUUAUCUCCUUAAAUGGCAGUAUAUCCAGUCAGUCAGCAAUGUGUCUGUGAUGUUCACAUAAACCUGGCUAAGCUAUUUCUUUGACAGAAGUCAUCAAGAGGAUUCAGAGUCAGAGUCAGUGCACUUUCUACCCCGCAGUAGCACCCACAUGCAUAGUCCCACAGUUAUUCUUUGGGACGGGCUGGAGCGACUCCCCUACACAGCCAUGUCUGGCAGGGCCCCAUGGUAAGGAGGGGAAGCUCUAUCCAAGCCCAGUGUUUGGUCCAUCUAUUCAGUGUCAUCCAGUCUUCCUGCAGCAAAUGCCAUACACAGCAGCUCGAGGAUGCACACUGACACUGCAGGGGAUCCCGAAGGUCUGCCAGGGAGGGCAGUUGUCCUGUGGUCUACACAGGAGUUACUGUGGCUGCUCAGGCAAAACCAAAUUCCUUUGCCACUGCCUCCUCAUGGCAUAUAUAUAUAUAGGAUGCACAAUGGAACUGCUCACCACCUGCCGACAGAUGCCCAGCCAGUACCUGAGCAGCGAUUGCUGCCCUGCUGGCUAACCCCCCCCAGUUUAUAUACUGAGCAUGAUGUCACAUGGUAUGGAAUAUCCCUUUGGCCAGUUUGGGUCAGCAGUCCUGGCUGUGCCCCCUCCCAGCUGCUUGCUGGCAGGGCACGAGAAGCUGAAAAGUUAUUUUCAUACUAAAUCUAAAACACAGCACUAUACUAGCUACUAGGAAGAAAAUUAACUCUAUCCCAGCUGAAACCAGGACAGAUGUGAAGGCAGGCAGGUGACAGGCACUGCUCUUGCACACCAAAUCCUGGAACAGGAUGGCAGUCAGUAGUGGAAAGUGUUGGGAGACAGGUACACUCACAGACACUAGUUAAGAGAGGUCUGUGAUACAUGGAAGGAUUGCCUCUGUCUUCUGGAGAUGACCUGGAGAUAGCCAGUCUUCAACAACACAGAGCUGUGGGCAAACAAAAGGGUGAAUCAAACUGUUAGAAGCUGAGGGGCUCAAGUUCAAAUGCCAACACUGGGAGUGAUGAGCCCCAGUGCGCUUAUUAGACACCACAAGUUGUUUCAGCACUGUCAGUCAUUCUUUUCACAUCUGAUGUGUGAUCUGAACAUCAAAGGGCGAGCAAAGGGAGUGCGAGCCGGGCAUUAUCACCAGACUACUUUACAUGAAAGAUCAUAUGUGCUUCCCUUUUCCACUCUCUUUCACCCUCCAGCAUCUAAAAAUCCCAUUAUCCAAAAAAGCACCACCCCCUACUGUUAAUUAUAUAUAGAAAAUUCCAAUCCUUAUCCCAAACAUCAGCAAUACCUUUGAUAACCGAAUAACUAUACAGCAAAAUAUGCGUGACCUCUAAGCGUGGGUAUAGAGACCGCCGCACGCAAACAAUGCUAUGCAGUUAUCUAAGGAAUGGGAAAUGUUUGAAGGGUAACUGCUAUAUCCAGCAUCACACACACACACACACCCCCUGGGUCAUGCUGCCACUGGUCUCCUUUGCUGGUGCAAAAUGGCAUGCCAGGGGGCUGUGACACAAAAUUCAGGUGAUGAUUUGCAGCACUCCUGCACAGAUGCAAGUGGCUCUGCUGGCUGGACGGGACGUGGCAGAGCAGCAUGGCCCCUAUCAUAGUCUUCUGGUAAGGAGACAGGAGGGGUCUGAGCAGAGAUCAUGCCUGAACUGAUUUAGAAAAAAAGAUAAUAUUUAUAGUGAGAGAAGACCUUGGUUAGUAUUUAUUCCUAUAUCCCCUCACUACCACAGUGCCAGAGCUAUAAUUGCUCAAAUCAGUCUCACAGAAGAUAACUUUUCAACAAAAGCUUUUUCUUCCCCCUCUCACACCCCACAUUCCUUCCACUUUGCUCGGUUCCUCUAAUGAAAUCAUCGCCUUGUGACUGCAAAGGCUGUUGCUAGGCAUAAACGUUGCGGUGAAUUCAACAUUGUCUAAUUUAACUGUUGAGACGAAUAAAUGCAUAGAAGGAAUAUAACAGAACUUAUGAAUGACAAGACAAAACAUACUUGUGAAUAGCUAGAACUGGAUAUUAAACAAUGAAUCAAACUUUCAAAUUCUCCUUUUGGCUAUGUCACGCUACCUUCAUUAUUAACAUUUAAGAAAAGGAGGAGCUAUUCGUCAAAACCAAAUACCCCAAAGUUGGCUAUAAAUCCAUAUUUUGUUACUUUUUAUCAGUAUUUUAGGCAUCUCAGUGCUGAAUGAAGCACACAAGUGCUGCCCAUGUUAAAAUUCAGGAGGAGUAUUGAAGCAAAAGAAAAUGAGGCUUCAAGUAAAAACUACAGGAUAAGGCUCAUGGUAAGAAAGUCUAAACGGUGCGUGGAGGUGAAAUGACUUCCUGAUUUCUUAGCCUGUCACUACUCUGGAUACUUAGGUUCUGUUUUUCAAGUCAGACUACCAUAUAAGUUCAUCUUAAAUUAAACAACAAUGUCGUGUUGUCCA
Molecule: messenger RNA, 6952 nt
Organism: Phalacrocorax carbo (great cormorant)
Lineage: Eukaryota; Metazoa; Chordata; Aves; Suliformes; Phalacrocoracidae
Source: RefSeq, a predicted model, not a curated record